Messenger RNA from Gekko japonicus, 1681 nucleotides. RefSeq names its product matrix metallopeptidase 17 (gene MMP17). Gene Ontology annotation, biological process: extracellular matrix organization; collagen catabolic process; proteolysis. Gene Ontology annotation, cellular component: extracellular matrix. The transcript is spliced from 7 exons. Lineage: Eukaryota; Metazoa; Chordata; Lepidosauria; Squamata; Gekkonidae. The record is from RefSeq and is a predicted model, not a curated record. Gene Ontology annotation, molecular function: metalloendopeptidase activity; zinc ion binding. The annotation marks the transcript as partial.
AGUCCGCACCUUUCCCAAGGAAUCUCACCUGGGCCACGACACCGUCCGCGCCCUCCUGUACUACGCCCUGAAGGUGUGGAGUGACAUCACGCCACUGAAUUUCCACGAAGUGGCAGGCAACAAUGCCGACAUACAAAUAGACUUCUCCAAAUCGGAUCACAGCGACGGAUACCCCUUUGACGGCCCAGGAGGCACGGUGGCUCACGCUUUCUUCCCCGGGGAGCACCACACUGCUGGAGACACUCACUUUGACGAUGAUGAAUAUUGGACUUUUCGAUCAGCAGAUACCAAUGGAAUGGACCUGUUUGCCGUGGCAGUCCAUGAAUUCGGCCAUGCCAUUGGCUUAAGCCACAUCUCUGCCAUCGAGUCUAUAAUGAGGCCAUAUUACCAGGGUCCUGUAGGGGAUCCCUUGAAGUACGAUCUGCCUUAUGAAGACAAAGUCCGGAUCUGGCAGCUGUAUGGGGUCAGGGAGUCUGUGUCUCCGACAGCCAAGCCCGAAGCCACGAAGGAGGAUGACCACCCCUUCCUGCCCGAUUUGCCCGAGAAUCGUUCAUCCACCCUGCUCCGGAGAGACGUGCCCAACCGAUGCAGCACGCAUUUUGACGCCGUGGCUCAAAUCAGAGGAGAGGCUUUCUUUUUCAAAGGCAAGUACUUCUGGAGACUGACCCGCAACAAGCACCUGGUCUCCCUCCAGCCGGCCCAGAUCCACCGCUUCUGGCGGGGCUUGCCUCUAAACCUGGACAGCGUGGAUGCCGUGUACGAGAGGACCCAUGACCACAAGAUUGUGUUCUUCAAAGGAGACAGAUACUGGGUGUUCAAAGACAAUAAUGUGGAGGAAGGAUACCCUCGGCCCAUCUCGGAUUUCGGCCUGCCGCUGGGAGGCAUCGACGCCGCGUUUUCCUGGGCCCACAAUGACAAGGCUUAUUUCUUUAAGGACAAUCUCUACUGGAGCUACAAUGACCGCGAGCGACGGAUGGACUCUGGCUACCCUUCGGCGGACUUUUUGUGGAAGGGGAUUCCCAGCCACUUGGACGAUGCCACGCGGUGGUCAGACGGAUCUACCUACUUCUUCAAGGGCAAAGAAUACUGGAAAAUAUCGGACAGCAGCCUGGAAGCGGAGCCCGGUUACCCACAAUCCAUUGCGAGAGACUGGCUGGUGUGCGGUGACAUGCAGUCGGAUGCGCCCGAGCCGGCCGAGAGCACCAGGACCGGGGUGCGUUCCAAGCAAGGACACCACGAUGAGAGCCGUUCUGAGAGCGAGGUGUGCUCGUGUACCUCGUCCUCCUCCGACCCACUCUGCUCGCGCUCAGUGCUCGAACUCUCCGUAGGCCUCGUCUUCGCUAGCCUUUGGACAGCAGCCUUGGCCGUUGGGCCGCUAUGACAGCUAGCGGGAGGAGGAUUGGACGAUGCUGCAGCAAUUCAGGGAUGCAAAGUGGGGAAGGGGGAGUUAAAAAAACAACAAAAAUAACAGGAUGCCGCACUGUUAAAACGAGCAACACACCACAUUCCUAGGAACGUGUUGGGAACGGUUUCAGAUUCUCCAUGAGAAGUGAACUUUGCUUUUUCUUUUUCUUUUUUGGUUUUUCUUUCCAAUUCCGUUCUUUUCCUUUUCUUUUUCUUAACUUAAUGAGCUUUAACAGCAGACUCCGGGGGUUGUCACUUUCUUCGUCUCCCCACUCCC